AAUAAAGGGCUUGACGUAGAAGAAAACUUUUCAGGGAAAUGACAGCGCUUUCUUUUUUGCUACAGCUACUUGCAGCAAAAGGGCAAGAAAACUGAAAUUGUGCAUCCAACCAAAAUUGCAAACAGUGAAUGAUUUCUCAGAGACCACAGCUGCCAACACCAGGAACUCUUGCUGCCCUAGGAGAGCAGCACGCCUCCAGUGAACAGACAUCGACACACAAGGAGGGUGAGGUUGGUUUUACAGGGAAAAAUGGCACAGGUCGGGUCACGCAGCCUGUGGCCCCGAGUGACUUUCUACACCUUCCAGUUCUGAAUGGUACAGGAUUUAUCCUGGAGCAAAACUGCUGCCAGCAAGAAUUCUGCCUGCCCUGGAAAGAACAAGCACCUCCUCCAAACAGACAUCAGGAACCGUGGAGGGUGACCUAUGUUUCACAGAGAAAAGGGCCAGCGAUAGAGUCCACGAGCCAGGAGCCAUGAAAGAAGGGCCACCCCCUGAAAUUACCCAAUCACUACAACAAAAAUUUACUCAACAGUAUCAAUUCCCAUGGAAGUGAUGAACUGGGUCCAUUGCCUCUUGCUGGUGAGCUCUCAGUAUAACAUGAGUGGAUUCCCACAUGGUGUUAGCAUUACAUAUGCGCUGGGCUUGCUCCCAUCCGAGAUAUUUGGUACCAGGGUGUGGGUAGAAGUGCCCUGAAGUGCAGUUUUAAGCCCUUAAAAUGCUGAAAAAGACAGAGCUUCCUUCAACUGAACCCCUUAAAAUGAGGAAAUGGGGCAGUUGCCUCCACUUAGACUAAUACAAUGGCAAAUAAAUGGCUUCUCCCCUUUAAUUUAACCCCUUAAAAUACUGGGCAAAAAGGGGUGUUCCUCAGUUUAAAUCUCUCCAGUGACAGAAAAAGGGGGAUUUUUCCAUCAAUUCAAACCCUUAAAAAGGAGUGAAAGUUGGGCUUCCCUCUCAAUUUAAGCCUUAGGAUGAUGAAAAGGGGGGAGUUACUCUUAAUUUAAACCCAUAAAAAAUCAUCAUGGAAGUUUUCCCCUUCCAUUUAAACUGCAAAUUAAUGAAAGAUGGGGAUUCCCUAUCAAUCAAUACCCCAACAACAUGGAAAAGGCAGGGUUUCCUUUGAUUGAGACCACUAAAAUUGCAGGGGAAGUGGCUUCCUCUUCAAUUUGAAUGCAAACAAUUGUGGAAAAAGAAGCUUUUCCCCUCAAUUUAAACCCCUUUCCUCCUAAUAACCCCUCUCUUUUCUGGGGCCACUGGAGAGGAACUGAUAAAAGGGGAAAGCUGAAACGGCGCCGGGACCCUGCAUGCUGCCUAACCUGCUCAGGUGCUGCCCCUUGGCAAGAGGGCUCCUCCCUCGGCAUUUUCUCGAAGGGAUGCUCCGUGCCCAGGUGCUCUGCAGCCUGCUCCGCAGCUCCUGCUGGAUGCUCCAGCCGUCAUUCCUGGAGGGACGCUAGGGAUGUCUCCGUUGCCUGCUCUGGACUAACAGUUCCCUGUGCAGGUGUGCCCGGGUUUAUCCUCUGAAAUCAGCCUCUGGCAGGGGUUGCCACCUCCUCAUCCUCAUUGGUCACACCUGGAGCUGCUACACCUUCUCUCAGGAAAUGCUCCCUAGUAUUUACAUCUUUCAAGGUUGUUGAAAGAGAAGUUGAACACCCUGCUACCUUUUCAUGCCCUUACAUAGUGAAGCAAUCUAAUAUUUUACAAUAAAAUUUACUGGCUUCUGGUUUAUGAACCAUAGAUAGUAUUUGUUAUGAUUUUAUGCUGCUAUAUACAGGUCGGUGUCCUGAGGGUAGUUCCAGCUCUCCCUUGACCCGCUCCCCUGUGCUGUGUAGCUGUGCAAGGCUGCUGAUGCAUUUGUCUUGAAGAAAAAGAGUGACAAUCGUGUGCUGAAACGUAGUACCGAUUCCCUUUGCUGUUCAAUAUUUUACACUGUUUAUUUUGAACAACGGCUUUCUGAUUGUUUCUAAAUCAAACUAUAUGUAUUUUAGGCUUUAAUUCUUUUUUAAUGGUGCCUUAUCUCAGGGGAGCUCUGCAGGACUGGGAUGGAGGUGUUCUGAAGAGGGAGCCUCUUAAUUAAAAAGUUAUUCAAGAAGAUCUUGGAGCAUGGCAGCCAGAAAUGCCUGAAGACUAUACAGAAACCACAAGCACCUGUUAAAGGCACAAGUAUAUGAAUAUUUUCAUUUUAGAAUAAAAAUGGCUGGUUAACAAACACCCUGAAGAGUCGGCCACCCACAUUCUUCCUCCAAAGAAUCGCAGAUUCUUAGCUCCUGGGCUCUGAGAUGGAAUUACGGUAUGAGGAGGUUUGGAAGAGCUGAAAAGUCACCAUAGCAACCUCCUGGCAAAAAUCUUCACUCAUCCAAUGUAAAGCAAAAUUUAUUUUUAUCUGAAUGGCCUUAGUGAGCCUGAAUGUGGUCUGUGUUGGCUCUCUGCUUCAUUUCAUUGUACUCCUCAGACAGAGUCUUUUCCUGCUCUAAGUCCUAAAGGUCAUUUUCUAAAUCUUCUCAUGAAAGUUUUGACUAGAAAUGGAUGCCGGAUACUGGCUAUUCGAUCAGGGUCUGCCUCUGAGUUAAAGAUGAGAUGCCCUCUCCUGGCAUUCCAGACCCUUUGCAGUCAUGUCCAGUGAAGCUGAUGAACAACUUGUGCUGAAUACUUUCAAACACAAAGGAAACUGAAAAAUGUGGAAACAGAUAAAAGAAGACAAAGGAAAUUAAAAUGAUUGAAAAGUCCUGUGCAGUCCCUGUUCAGAAGAAAGGCUCUGCAUGCAAGAGUUUAUGCAAAUUAUAGAAGCUAUUCAGCAUGGAUUUGGUGAGACGCAGCACUUGCCGAGGAAUUUCCAUGGAUGUGACCUGCCCAAAAUAGGAGACUGAGACUUGCUGGUUGAGUCUGGAGGAUGACAGGAGGGUGCUCAGCUGUGGCUACUUGACUGUGAGAGGGUCUGAGCAGGUGCACAGGGGGAAGGCAAAGCAGGAGAAGAGCUCCUGAGAUAUAAAGCAGUUUGGCUAAGGGGUGCUCUCAGUUUUUUGAGGAAAAACUUGAAGUCUGGGGUGUUUAAAUAGGGGUAACCAAGAGGCGGAGACAGAUUUGUGAGCAAUAAAGUGACGAUGGAUGGGUAGGUUAUGUAGGAAAGCCGAAGGGAGGGAUGCUUCUAUUCCAUUUGGAGCCCAGAGUGCCUGGAGGAGCAAGGUGCGGUGUUCAGCAGCCUUGGGAAGUUCGGGGUUUCUCCGGUUUCUCUUACAUCCUUCUCAAAUCUUGUAAGGGAAGUGAACAAACAGGAGCUGCUGUCAGAACUUUUAAGAUCGUACUCCUGCAGGAGUAUCCUCCAGGGCCAAUUUUGUCCCUCUGGAGCUAACUCACAAAAAUCAGAAGGUGAUCUCUGGCCAACAAAAAUGACAGGCACACAGGGGUGUCCUUCUCAGGGGUCACUCUCUCUGAGAUCUCAUUAAAUCUUUCUCAGCAGCAAGCGAUAAUUGGAAAUGACUAAUGAAUAUCUUGCAGGAGGGAAGAAAGAUCUUUACACUACUGUAUUACGUACUACAAAUAGGGGCUAGCUGUUGUGGGGAAUUUUCAACUGGUGUUCUUUAGUGCAGUCACUUUUGAAAGAAACAAGGGGAGCUCUUCAGUUGUUUCUGUCUAAUUUGUGUUUUACAGUGCUGCAUAGUCUGGACUUUGCUCUGGACAAAACCUGGACUAGCCUGUGACGUACCGCAGGCUGGGAGAGUAAUGAUUUGUUUCUUAAAUAUUAUUGCAAAAGUCAACAAAUCAUUUCUGGAGUAAUAAAAGAGAAGGUUGGAAGCAGAGAUUAGUUAUUGCAGCAGAUUUUCCAGGACCUAAUAAAUGUGGUUUCAGAACAGAAUAACUUGCUCUUCAUUUCCUGGCCCACUGAAAAUAUUGUAACAUCCCAUCUGAUUUCCUCUUCAUAUUUCCUUCACCGGUCUUCUGGCAUCUGACAGAAGAAACAGUGUGGAGCAAAAUAUCUACUUGAGCUGUGCUACACAGGGAGAACAUGCCUAGGAAAUGAAGGGGAUCCUGCAUGGGCCUGAACAGCACUCUACAGAUAGGGUCUGGAUGGCUGCUGCUCGUCUUUUUCUCCUGACAGUUGGAUUCUUUAAUGUUCACGUGAACUUCUCUCUUCUCUACAAAGUGGAGACAGCACCUGAUUGCUAUGAUGCAAGGAGGCUUCUUGAACACUGGUUUAAUAUCGUAUUUGCUGGAGAAGGAUUUGUUGUGGCAGGCUUUAAAGUCAGGUAAGGUUCUGGCUGUGUGUAGUGUCACCUUAACCCUAUGUGCUUUGAGCAGUCAAGUUCCAGAUACCCAUUUCCCAGCUGACCGGUCUGUUUGGGGGUCAUAGAGGGGAACAAAGCUCACAGAUCCCGGGGACUGGCUAGGAUCACACUGGCUCUUGUGUGACAGCAUCUAAUGAAAGGAUGUUAUAGUUUGAAAACGCUGCUAGAAACAAUGGUUCCUUGCACCAGAUUCCCCGGUUUUGUUCCUUUUAGCCUAAUCCACCUGUAUUCACAUCCAAUACCCCAGUGGAAAGGGAUAUUUUAGUAAUUUGUAAACAUGUCACGUGUGCAGAUGCAGAAUUUUGUCAUUUUAUGUCUAUUUUGGCUUCCUACUUUCUUCUCUAACUUCCACGGGUACUGCUUGUUUUAUAUAUGACAAUACAGUAACACGCUACACUGUUCACAUGGGAUGAAUCUGAUCCAUAGAACAUUACGGGAAGGUUCUUCCCAUUUUGAAAGAAACAUUUUUUGUUGGCAUGCAUAUCAAUUAUAGCACUUUGUCCUGGUGACUUCUGUAAAUAUACUUAUGCUGAAUUCAAGAUGACUUCCGAGCUGUAAAGUCUGGCUUAUUUUGGUCACAAGGUUUUUUUCUUAGGUGGUAGCAGAAUCGGGCAUGUUACAGUUACAUGCUGCCGUGAAAUAAUUGUUCUAUUCUCUUUUGUUUCCAGGGAUAAUUAUCCACACCACGGUGCCUAUAAGAUGACUCACGUAUGGAAUUAGUUAUUUUCUGAUACCUCUUAUAAACAGCUAUAUUUUUCUUACCUCUGCAUAGAGAAUAUAGUAGUUGAAGGGUCUAAAUGUUGAUGCUAUUGUGUUUUGUUGAAAUUAUUUAAUUAUCCUGAUGAACAGUACUGUGAAACAAAGGCUCCUCCCAGGUGUCAGGUCCCAGUAACAUUUAAAGCAACAGGCUCUGUUUUAAAGAGCACACUGAGUUUCUGCUAAUUGCUUUCCUUAAAAAACCAUUUGUGCCCAUUGAUGCUAACCAGUUUCUAACUUUCUGUGUCCUUCCAUGCGAACUGAAGGGGAAGGUAAAGCAGAUAUCACAAAGCUAUGUCUGUAAGGCCACUGUAAAGGCCACAUCACUGGAAAUACAAGAAGUCCUGAGUCCCAAGAUCAAAGAGUUGUUGAAUAACACAAAGAGGGACCAUUUUCCAUGUAUGUGAAACCUGAAGAUGUGGCUGUGAAGUCGAUAGCACUAGUGGGUUGUCAAGAAAGCUUUUUCCUCAUGAGGUACAAGGGGAAUUAUUCCUGGCCUGUAACAAGUCCAGCCUCCAAGACAGAGGUCAGCUGCAGGAAAAACCUUCUGCAGUCUGCUCAGAGGAGCUGUGAAAUUAGUAUUGAACUUGAGCAAGCUUUUUGGAAGAAACCGAAUGUGGCUAAAUGCAAAUUACUGGAAAAACUUCCAAAUAAUAUUCUAGACCUCCAAGAUAUCAAGCUAACAGAAGAGAAUGCUCAAGAUGUUGUACAGCAUAUUUUAUACCUCUUGCCUGAUGCAACACUGCAUGCAGAAGAGCUAGAAAUCAUUGCAAGUAAAAUUUCUGAUAUUGUAGCGUUUGCAGACCUGAGCGUGACACUUGCAGAGAGUGUAUUGUCUAUACUAGACUAUAUUCUGCUGCAAGAAAUAGAAGAUGAGAACUUUGGAAAAAUAACCAAUAGUAUCCUGAAGAUGACUGAGGAGAUGGGCUAUAAGGUUACCUACACAGAGAGAAAUAUGUCAGUGAUAACCACGUCCUUGGCCCUCCUGGUGCUGUGUCCAGAUCCCAGCCUGUUUAGAGGACUGGCCUUUGGCAUUGCCUCCUACAACAGAAGUGUGGAUCUCAAGAUCAGUGUACAAGAAAACCCUUUCAGAAAGGCUUUGGCCUCUGUGUUUUUGCCAAAAUCCCUGAAGAACUUCCUAGGCAUCAAGUACUCUGACCCAGACAAACGUUCAAAGAUCCAGUUCAAGUUUUUUGGCACUACUUCAUUUUUUCUGGAUGACAGUUUAACGCUGGAGAGGUUGAACACUUACGUUGUGAGUGCCAGCAUUGAAAAUGCAUCAAUUCAGAACCUUAACGAGCCUGUGACUGUCACUCUCCACCACAUAGACCAGAACAGGAUGGAUUGGGUGGUUGGAAUACAUCGGGAUGUGAAAUGGAAUAUACAGAUAUGAAUUAUACAAUCUGUUUCUGUAACCAUCUUACCCAUUUUGGAGUCCUACUGUUCAGCAUAUGUACACUGCUUUGGUAACCUGGGAUAGAUAAAUCUUACAUAGGAUGACAGCUAAAGCAUGGUGUUCAAAAGGAGCAUUUAUUUUCUGUGAAGCUGGAACCUGAAAAACUAGCCAGAAUUACUCAAAUUGCUUUUCACGCCAUAUGGCAAAACUCUAAAAUAAUGCCUUAGAGUACUUUACAGUUUGGAAUAACUAUGCCAUUCUCUUCCUUUAGAACUAGAUUUGAACAACAGAAAGCUAUCAGAAAUAGCUGAAAUUCUGCUAUCGUAAACAAAUUGCAGAUGUAAUUUGCUAUCUGUCCUUCAGAUUUUCAUUGGGUCUAGACAUUGUUAUUUUGUGUAUUUUUUGAAAAUAGUGGUUUUCACCUCCUAUUGAUCCACUAAAACAGUAUUUUAGGCUCCAUAAAGAGAGAAGCUGGGCAACUACCUAAAACCUCCAGUAAUAUAAGGACUGAGGAAAGAACUGUAAGAAAUGAUGAAACUUCCUGCUGCCACAUUCCCCCAGGGAGGCAGAAAAAGGGGAAAAAAGCAGGCUCUCAGUGGAAAGAGAAAAUCAAGUAGAAUUUCAUGCUGCUUUGAGCAGGGUUAGACAUGUGUACUGUGGAGAGAGAGAGAGAAGGGAAAAAUGAGUCUGUGUUUCCAGAUAGUGGGGGGGUUCUAAAGCGUGAAGCAUCAGAAUGGGCAUUCAGGUCUGAAUACAUGAACUCUUUGGGAUGAACAGCAUAUGAAGUACUGGGAAUAAAGAGAAUUUUAAGCUUU
This is a messenger RNA of Taeniopygia guttata (zebra finch), 7244 nucleotides long. The record is from RefSeq and is a predicted model, not a curated record. NCBI's taxonomy places the organism in Eukaryota, Metazoa, Chordata, Aves, Passeriformes, Estrildidae.